AUGGCCGGAUUGCACGAGCUAAGGGAGGAUUAUCUCAUGCAAAGCGAUGAUAGUACGUGUUCUGCUUCGACAGACCAUACCUCUGGCACUAUCUUUGUAGGCAUUGACCUUGGCGCUUGCUUCUCUGGUAUCUCGUAUGGGCGAUUCGAUCCUCAGGAUGUGGCUUUCCCUCGGUGCUGGAUUCAUACCGCAACCCUUGGUGACGUCUCGGGAUCGAGGGUUCAGACCAGGAUCCCGGUCAAUUAUUACGACAAACACUUCAAAGGCCCCUUCCUAGAGUGGUUCAAAAUGUCCCUGUUCCGCAAGGAGGGCUUGCCCGACAAUGUCCUUCGUUCAAGCAAGGUCACUGAACUAACCAUCCUUCACCAGAGCUUGAAAGUGUCGGCAGUGACAGCUAUGGUAGAUUAUCUCAAACUGCUCUGGUCCGACUUUCAUGGAAGCCUUGACCUCUAUGUGUAUGAUUUUGAGUAUAAUCUUAUCAUUGCAGUUCCAGGCAACUGGCCCGUCUAUGUGCGCCGAAUGAUGCUUGAGGCCAUCCACAAAGCAAACAUCCUCUCCGACAAGGUCCACCUGAGUCCCAAGUUCAUUUCAGAUAUAGAGGCCGCUUCCAUUGCACUUGUAUUGGACCUAAGCAAAGAACACAAUGACACACAUCCAAUCCUCAAAGCUGGGGAUGUGGUUGUUGUUUGCGACUGCGGCAGCUUCACGACGGAGUUUACCGCCUACAAGAUUUGCUUAAUUCAAUCCCUUCAAAUGGAUGAAAUCACCCGAGCGGAGUGUAUUUUUGCCGGUGGAGCUUUAAUCGACAAUGCCUUCAUGAAUCUCCUGAAAGCAAAGAUAAAGAAGAAGCACCCCAGAUCCAUAAUCGACCUUUCUAUGGAAGAACUUCGUGAAAUUGCCCAUGAUCAUUGGGAAAAGGACAUGAAGUGCAACUUUAGCGGCGAUCGUCGUGAAUGGACAUUUGAGGUUCCUUAUGGGGGUGGUUAUACUAACACGAGUAUGACCAUUUCUUUCAGCGCAUUUGAACUUGCACUGAUCUUUGACCCCAUUGUUGACAAGAUUACAUCACAAAUCAAGGGUUUAUUUGAUCAUGACAGUAUCCGGGGAACGUAUCAGCCGCAUGUCAUUAUAGCCGGCGGUUUUGGCCGUAGCCCCUAUGUUCAGACUCGGAUCAAGCAAGUUGUGUACAAGCACAAUUCACCAGUCACUGUUCACUGCCCCCCAGGCGAUCAAGGAUGCACUGCGGUAUCUCGAGGAGCUGUUCUCCGAGAGCUUCAAGGAUUCGGGUCAGCCUCGCUUAACCAUCGUAAGACACAAUUAUAUGUGACUUCUCGCAUCGUCCGCGCCAGCUAUGGCGUAGCUCUGUACCCUGAAUUAGACACCAUUUGGCUUUUGAAAGAGGGUGAAAGACUCUCCGCAGUCGAACAUCAUCGAGUGUCUCUGCCGCCGGAAGCCAUAUCGACAACUGAUACAAUCGAUGGCUUGAGCAACACUGUCUGGCUUUUCUACAAAUCUAGAGACAACUCCUACAAACAGCCCUUCUGCAAAAUCUUUUGGCCUCUCACAGGCCCCAAGACAGAACUUGUGGUCGACUUUGAAUGGGAUAGCAUUCACAUGGAGGUUUCGAUCCUUCAUGAAGGGCGUAAAUUGGAUGGGCUGAGCACUGAGUAUUGUCCCCGCGCCUGA
Molecule: messenger RNA, 1686 nt
Organism: Fusarium pseudograminearum CS3096
Lineage: Eukaryota; Fungi; Ascomycota; Sordariomycetes; Hypocreales; Nectriaceae
Exons: 8
Coding region: 1-1686 (561 amino acids)
Source: RefSeq, a predicted model, not a curated record